UAAUUAUCUGCCCCAUAUUUCUCAGUGGCACGUUCAGUAUUUUUAGCCUUAAAGCGAAAUGGCAUGGGAGAAGAGAAGGGUUGUGCACAAAUUUCUGAUCUUCUGACGCUAUCGUCCUCAGUCGAGAGAGAGAGAGAGAGGAACUCGGAGAAAGCAGCAAGGUAAACUGAGAGGCGAGGCAAACAAGAAAAAGUGUUGCUUGAAACUCUAAACAUCAAGGUGCAUAAAGACAAAAUUGCAAAAUUGUAAGUAUAGGCUACAGAAAUCUUAAACUCAGUCGUUCGUCCACUGGCUCUGGAGAAGCAAUGCUGUCUCUGUGGAUGAUCUCCGUCGCAUGCGUGGGUCUCGGCUCUCUGUGCUCUGGGAAGGGGGGGCUGGAGUUCCCCAGCUUCGACGGGAAGGACCGCGUGCUCAACAUCAACAAGCGGAACUACAAGAAGGCCCUGAAGAAGCAUGACAUGCUCUGCGUGCUCUACCACGAGCCUCUGUCCACCGACAAGGGCCUCCAGAAGCAGUUCCACAUGACCGAGAUGGUCCUGGAGUUAGCUGCCCAGGUUCUGGAGGACCGAGAUAUUGGGUUUGGGCUGGUUGACUCUCGCAAGGAUGCCAAAGUGGCCAGAAAACUAGGACUGGAAGAAGAAGGCAGCAUCUACAUAUUUAAAGAUGAUCGCCUCAUUGAGUUUGACGGAGAACUGUCGGCUGACACUCUGGUGGAGUUCUUGUUGGAUCUCCUGGAAGACCCAGUGGAACUCAUCAGUAACUCCCGGGAGCAGCGAGCCUUUGAGCGGAUGGAGGGCCAUUCCCGCCUCAUUGGCUACUUUAAGGGGGAAGAGUCGGAGCAUUAUAAAGCCUUCCUGGAGGCAGCUGAGCAGUUUCAGCCCUACAUCAAGUUCUUUGCCACUUUUGAUAAAGCGGUUGCCAAGCAUCUGACUCUAAAGAUGAAUGAGAUUGACUUUUAUGAGCCCUUUAUGGAGGAACCAGUCACUAUCCCUGGAAAACCCAACUCUGAGAAUGAGAUUGUAGACUUUGUUCACACACACAGAAGGCCAACUCUGAGAAAGUUGCGCUCUGAUGAUAUGUUUGAGACCUGGGAGGAUGACAUGGAUGGGAUACACAUAGUAGCCUUCGCUGAGGAAGAGGAUCCCGAUGGCUAUGAGUUCCUGGAGAUCCUAAAGGAGGUAGCAAGAGACAACACCAACAAUCCUGACCUGAGCAUCGUAUGGAUUGAUCCUGAUGACUUUCCUCUGCUAACCACAUAUUGGGAGAAGACCUUCAAAGUGGACCUUUUCAGGCCACAGAUUGGUGUGGUGAACGUCACUGAUGCGGACAGUGUGUGGUUGGACAUUGCUAGUGAUGAAGCCUUACCAUCAGCAGAGGCCCUGGAAGACUGGAUAGAGGAUGUGCUCUCUGGGAAGAUCAACACAGAGGAUGAUGACGAUGAAGCAGGACGUGAGGGCGACAAUGAGGAUGAUGAUUACGAAGAAGAGGAUGAUGAGGAUGAGGAUGCUGAUGAUGCAGAUGAUGACAGUGACUGAAUUUCAUUAUAGUUCUUGAAGUGUGAAUCCAUUGUAUACCUUCAAAAGUCUUAUUAUGUCUGGUGUUUUAGUGUAAAGGAAUGUAUUUCAUGCAAAGGGUUAAUCAUUUGAGCAAGGUGUCCAAAAGCAAUAUUCAAAAGCAAUAGGUUUCUUUGGA
This is a messenger RNA of Alosa sapidissima (American shad), 1692 nucleotides long. Its product is annotated as calsequestrin-2-like. Gene Ontology annotation, biological process: regulation of cardiac muscle contraction by regulation of the release of sequestered calcium ion. Bases 306 to 1535 code for a protein of 409 amino acids. Lineage: Eukaryota; Metazoa; Chordata; Actinopteri; Clupeiformes; Clupeidae. Gene Ontology annotation, cellular component: sarcoplasmic reticulum lumen. The record is from RefSeq and is a predicted model, not a curated record. Gene Ontology annotation, molecular function: calcium ion binding. The transcript has 11 exons.